Branchiostoma belcheri (Belcher's lancelet) is the source of this 873-nucleotide messenger RNA. Its product is annotated as oocyte zinc finger protein XlCOF19-like. Gene Ontology annotation, cellular component: nucleus. The record is from RefSeq and is a predicted model, not a curated record. NCBI's taxonomy places the organism in Eukaryota, Metazoa, Chordata, Leptocardii, Amphioxiformes, Branchiostomatidae. Gene Ontology annotation, molecular function: DNA-binding transcription factor activity, RNA polymerase II-specific; RNA polymerase II transcription regulatory region sequence-specific DNA binding. The transcript is spliced from 2 exons. Gene Ontology annotation, biological process: regulation of transcription by RNA polymerase II. Bases 47 to 814 code for a protein of 255 amino acids.
UCCGGUUUACGUGACGAGAAAAACCGUCAUAGGAAGCAGAACUGAAAUGCAAGAGUCCAGCUGUGAAUAUUCAACUGGAGAAUUCUGUGUUGGACACCCUGGGAAGGAGAUGGACUGUACUGAACACCCUGGGAAGGUGAUGGACUGUACUGAACACCCUGGGAAGGAGAUGGACUGUACUGAACACCCUGGGAAGGAGAUGGGCUGUACUGAACACCCUGGGAAGGAGAGUGACAGCAGGGAGACCCAGACAACAGACAUGGGCCCGCAGCAGGAAACGUGUGAUGUGAACUUUCCCCGACCUGUCAACAAGUCAACCUCACAGGUACAGGAGAGCAAAGGUGAUAUGGGAAGGCACGUGGUUAAACACACCGGUGAGAAACCCUACAUAUGUGGGGAGUGUGGAUACAGAACAGCUAAAAAGUCUCACCUAUCUGAUCAUAUGAGAACCCAUACAGGAGAAAAACCCUACAUGUGUGGGGAGUGUGGGUACAGGACAGCUGACAGGUCCAACUUAACCCGACACAUGAGAACCCAUACAGGAGAAAAACCCUACAGGUGUGACCAGUGUGACUAUUCUGCAGCACUCAAAACUAGUUUAAACAAACAUCUAGCAAAACACAUAGAGAAACCCUACAUGUGUGGGGAAUGUGGAUACAGGACAGAUCACAAGUCUGACUUAUCCAAACAUAUGAGAACCCAUACAGGGGAAAAACCCUACAAGUGUGACCAAUGUGACUAUUCUGCUGCAAAGAAAUCUACAUUAAAUGAGCAUAAAGCAAGACACACUGGUGAGAAACCCCUACAUGUGUGAGGAGUGUGGGUACAGGACAGCUCACAAGUCUGAUUUAUCCAAACAUAUAAGAACCCAUA